AUGUCCAUUCAUGGCGGCUCUAGGGAGCCAGAGGCCAGGCUGGCACUGGAGGGCCAGAGGUUCCGCCACACAGGAGCACUGGGAUUUUCCAAGAAGAGUGGGCGGGCGGCAGUGGUGGUGGCGGUGCCAACCCUGAAGCACUGGCGCACUACGCUGGAGCAGGCAGAGAAAUUCGUGUCACCACUCUACCCACGACUAUAACCUCUGCUCUUCGGGGACAGCUGCCCAAUGGCCGCGCUCUCCAGUUUCCUGACACCUGAGAGGCUUCCCUACCAGGAGGCAAUCCAGCAGGACUUCUGCCCUGUGCAGGUCGGUGACAGCUUUGGACCCACAUGGUGGACCUGCUGGUUCCGGGUGGAGCUGACCAUCCUGGAGGCAUGGGUGGGUCAGGAAGUUCACCUUCUCUGGGAAAGCGAUGGAGAGGGCCUGGUGUGGCAUGAUGGGGAACCAGUUCAGGGUUUGACCAAAGAAGGGGAGAAGAGCAGUUACAUCCUGAUUGAGAGGCUGGGAGAAGGAGACCCUCGGAGCCUGACCCUCUAUGUGGAAGUCGCCUUGGGACCCAGGAAGGGCACCAUGAUUGCAGACCCAGAGAAGAUGUUCCAGGUGAGCCGGGCUGAGCUGGACUUGUUCCACCGGGAUAUCCACAAGCUCCUGGUAGAUCUGGAACUGCUGCUGGGCAUGGCCAAGGGCCUCAGGGAAGACAACCAGCGCAGCUUCCAGGCCCUGUACACAGCCAACCAGAUUGUGAAUGUUUGUGAUCCUGCCCAGCCCGAAACCUUCCCGAUGGCCCAGUAUCUGGCCUCCAGGUCCUUUGGCCAAUGUGGAGGUAAAAGCCAGCAUACCAUCCAUGCCAUGGGGCACUGCCACAUUGAUACAGCCUGGCUUUGGCCCUUCAAAGAGACUCUGCGGAAAUGUGCCCAGAGCUGGGUAACAGCCGUGCAGCUUAUGGAGCGGAACCCUGAGUUCAUCUUUGCCUGCUCCCAGGCGCAGCAGCUUGAGUAGGUAAAGAACCACUACCCUGGCCUGUAUGCCUGGCUCCAGGAGUUUGCCUGCCUUGGGCAGUUUGUGCCCUUGGGAGGCACCUGGGUGGAGAUGGAUGGGAACCUUCCCAGUGGAGAGGCGUUGGUGAGGCAGUUCCUGCAGGGCCAGAACUUCUUCCUGCAGGAAUUUGGGAAGAUGUGCUUGGAGUUCUGGCUGCCAAACACAUUUGGCUACUCAGCACAGCUUCCCCAGAUCAUGCGCAGAUGUGGCAUCAGAUACUUCCUGGGCCAAAAACUGAGCUGGAACUUGGUGAACUCCUUUCCACACCAUACCUUUUUCUGGGAAGGGCUGGAUGGCUCCCGUGUGCUGGCCCACUUCCCACCGUAUGGAAUAGAGGGCAGUGUGGAGGAGGUACUAAAGACAGUGGCCAAAAACCGGGACAAAGGACGGACCAACCAUAGUGCCGUCCUCUUUGGCUUUGGGGAUGGAGGUAGUGGCCCUCAGAUCAUGGUAGACUGCUUGAAGCGGCCGUACAAUCCAGAUGGCUGCCCAGGUCAAGCCUGGCCCACUAAUAGCCCUCACUGAGCUGCUAGCUUAGCCGUUGCUUUGAGCCCUUCUUUCUGCUCGUGGGUCGGAGAGCUCUUCUUGGAGCUGCAUAAUGGCACCUACACUACACACCCCGCCCAGAUCAAGAAAGGGAAUCGGAAGUGUGAGCGCAUCCUGCAUGACGUGGAGCUGCUCAGCAGUCUGGCCCUAGUCUGUAGUGCCCAAUUUCUACACCCAGCCCAGCUGCAGGACCUCUGGAGACUCCUGCUCCUGAACGAGUUCCAUGAUGUGGUGACUGGAAGCUGCAUUCAGCUGGUGGCAGAAGAAACCAUGUGCCACUACAGAGACAUUCAUUUCCAUGGCAACACACUGCUCAGUGCUGCGGCUGCAGCCCUGUGAGCUGGGGAGCCAGGUGCCCAGGACCUCCUCAUUGUAAAUACCCUGCCUUGGAAGCCCACUGGAGUGCUGGCCCUGCCCAGGCCUGGCAGGACCCACAGCCUAGGCCUCAUCCCUAGUCCUGGUGACAGUGCCCAGCAUGGGUUAUACUCCUGCUCCUGCCCCUACCUCACUGCAGCCCCUGUAGCCUGUUUGUUGUGCAAGAGGUGAGGGCCCCUGCCAACUGUUUCAAGGCUCCCUUCUGCCAAGACUGAUGGUUCUGUGACUCUGGACAACGGGAGGCUGGACCCGAUCGGCCGCCUGACAUCCCUGGUGCUGGUAGUCUCCGGCAGGGAGGCUGUUGCCAAAGGCACUGUGGGAAACCAGUUUGUGCUGUUUGAUGAUGUCCCCCUGUGCUGGGAUGCGUGGGACGUCAUGCAGUACCACCCGGGCACCUCCCGCGCAUCCCCCCGGAAGCCAGUGCUGAGCCAGGCAGGGACCCUAGCAGUGGGUGCGGAGGGCGUGCGGGGCAGCACCUGGUUCCUACUGCAGAUCAGCCCCCACAGUCAGCUCAGCCAGGAGGUUGUACUGGACGUCGGUUCCUAUGUCCACUUCCACAUCGAAAUAGUGCACUGGCAUGAAACCCACAAAUUUCUGAAGGUGGAGUUCCCUACCUGUGUGCAGAACCCCCAGGCCACCUAUGAGGUUUAGUUUGGGCAUCUGCAGCGUCCCACCCACUAUACCACCUCUUGGGACUGGGCUUGAUUUGAGGUGUGGGCCCACAGCUGGAUGGACCUGUUGGAGCACAGCUUUGGGCUGGCACUCAAUGACUGCAAGUACAGAGCAUCAGUUCGGGGCAGCAUCCUCAGCCUCUCGCUCUUGUGGGCACCUUAGGCCCCUGAUGCCACUGCUGACAUGGGGCGCCACGAGUUCACAUAUGCGCUGAUGCCGCACAAGGGCUCCUUCCAAGAUGCUGGCGUUACCCAAGCAGCCUACAGCCUCAAUUUCCUGUUGUUGACGCUGCCAGCCGCCAGGCAGGCUGGGGUGCCCACAGCCGCCUGGAGUGCCUUCACUGUGUCUUUCCAGGUGGUGCUGGAGACCGUCCAGCAGGCAAGGGCCCCCAAGGGCCACACUCUGGUGCUCAGGCUGUAUGAGGCCCAUGGCAGCCACGUGGACUGCUGGCUGCAAAUGUCGCUGCCAGUUCAGGAGGCCCUCCUGUGUGUUCUGAAGCUGCGACCUCUUGGAGCUGGCCACCUGCCCCUUAGGGACACUGGCCUGAAACUCACCUUUUCUUCCUUCCAAGUACAGUCUCUAUGGCUCAAGCUGCAACCUCCACUGAACUGAGUCUCUUGAGGGCGGGAUUUUUUGUGGAAGGCUCUGGGGACUGACUGCCUUUCCAGCCCUAAGCAACAAUAAAUCUUUGGCUCAGGAGCCCUGCUGGUAACUCCUGCUCUCUCCCCUUAAGGCAAGUCCUCAAGGCUGUGAGAAGAGAAGUCUUUCCUGGGCAUUUGGGGGCAGGGGCAAAAUCUAAGGUGAUCUGUGUGUGCAGCAGGGUCUGGGUUGCAGCCCCCACAAGUGGGGAUAUGGAUGACCACAAGAUAAGAGCAUGAGAUAAGAAGUCCCUCCCGUGUGUCAGCAGGCAGAGGGCCCAGGUCUGGGUGGCUUCCAGCUGGCCCCCACUAGGAGGGGAGUACUCACUAGUCUGGCCAGGCUGGGGAGCAACCCCAGGCCCUGAGGAAUCCUGGACUGGAGGAGCUAUGGAGCCUGGGCUUCCUGAGAGGGGUCUCUGCACCACCUCUGAGGGGCUGUCUCUGAAGAGGCAGACUAUCCUAUGAGAGCCAGGGCCUU
Myotis brandtii (Brandt's bat) is the source of this 3750-nucleotide messenger RNA. It is a transcript of the gene MAN2C1, whose product is annotated as mannosidase, alpha, class 2C, member 1. The record is from RefSeq and is a predicted model, not a curated record. Gene Ontology annotation, molecular function: alpha-mannosidase activity; carbohydrate binding. Lineage: Eukaryota; Metazoa; Chordata; Mammalia; Chiroptera; Vespertilionidae. Gene Ontology annotation, biological process: mannose metabolic process; oligosaccharide catabolic process.